CCCGAUUGUGGAGAUAAGCCUUUCACUCGCUGUUGUACACACCUGCGAAGAUAAAGGUGGUGCACACCAUUGCUUGCACUGUUUGAUGUAAGCUUUGGGUGCUACAUGGACCACUCGUCUUCAUCUUCGAUCCGAUCACCCUCGAAUUCUUGCAUGAACCACGUGGCUGACCGUGCCGAAGGCGAAAACCCAAGGCAGAGGAGAAGGAGGGACCGGAGACGACAAAGCCAAAGUCCAUCUGCCGCAACCUCGUGCGAACCCUUCAUGUUUGGUCCUGAACUCCCGUUUUCACAGGCGAUUGCAUCGCCUCUGUCACGUAUCCCACUGUCGUCUCCCAUCGGACCUCCUGUCACGGUAUCCCUCGCAUCUCCCGUCACUGCAUCCCCGAGUAUGCCUGCUACGCCUCUAUUCGCUACACAGACACGUCCACUCACACUUCGUCGUGCCGUGCGUAGGAUCUCGUUUGGGAGUUUGAGGGCUACGAGUCCUGUUUUAUCUGGCAAGAGUGGGAUCCUCCCGCUCGGGAGUGCGUUUCAGCUUGUUUUGUUUCACUUUUGACAGUCUGGUCGUUCACAAGAUGCUUCUUACUUAUUAUUGUUUCUUGUUCUCAAUCUUCUCUUGCUGUCGCCUUUUUGAAAACUGAUCUAGUUUCGGUACUUUUUUGCGAGUUCUUAUCUGUUCGUCCUGUUC
This is a messenger RNA of Suillus subalutaceus, 690 nucleotides long. RefSeq lists its product as uncharacterized. The transcript has 2 exons. Lineage: Eukaryota; Fungi; Basidiomycota; Agaricomycetes; Boletales; Suillaceae. The record is from RefSeq and is a predicted model, not a curated record. The coding region runs from base 106 to 558 and encodes 150 amino acids.